Pectinophora gossypiella (pink bollworm) is the source of this 3914-nucleotide messenger RNA. RefSeq names its product protein FAN-like. The transcript has 13 exons. Bases 192 to 2801 code for a protein of 869 amino acids. Gene Ontology annotation, molecular function: protein binding. Lineage: Eukaryota; Metazoa; Arthropoda; Insecta; Lepidoptera; Gelechiidae. The record is from RefSeq and is a predicted model, not a curated record.
ACGUUGAACUAUCGGCCUUGUUAAGUCAACAAUACAAAUUGUAUUUUGCUUUUCGUCGCCUUUCUUUCACUGAUUUUCAUGUUGUUAUUUACCUGAAAAACGUUGAAAAUAGUUAAUACUACCCAAUGAAAUAGAAGUAACAAUUUUAUCAAUUAGGUGUUUUGCGGUUUGUUUCUGUUAUAAUUAUUACUAUGGAUAAAUCAAGAUUUUCGAUGCUUCUUUUGGAACCGGGCGAAAUUUAUUUCGAAGACUAUUCAUGUAGUUUAAGUAACAAAGAAACAUUUACAGAAAAAAAUACCCAGCAAGGCCGCUUGAAACUUUGUUCCAAGUCGCUUGUUUUCGAGCCGCGUGACUGGACUUCACCACUUAUCAAGAUGCAUUUCAAGGAUUGUGUGGAUAUAUCCGUCGCAAACCCUACGUGUUACGAUUCAAACAAUGUUAUUAGAGUGAAAGUGAAGCAAUUUGCAGAAAUGCUAGAAGAGAACGUAUUGGCUCCUUAUAAAUUUAUAUAUGAGGAUAGAGAGUUCUAUGUUUCCUUUGAUUUUGCAUCAGCUGAUGAGUGUUUGGGGCAGAUGCAGCAGUUGCAAAGAGCAUCGACCCUUCAUGCACCAGAGCACAACAGUAUGGUGGCUACUAUCCUGCACUCUCGCUACAUGAGAAUGGUGUUUGACCCAGUGAUGAUGGAUGACUUCACAGAGGAGAUAGUAUGUGAACUGCAGGCUGAAAAGAUUUCCCCUCUAGUGAGGCAUCAAGGGAAACUGGCGCUUACCCACACCACACUAUAUUUCCAACCUUUUAGCAAUGUUGAAGGUAGUGCAAUACUGAAGUUAAAGCUUGGACAAUUGCGAAGAAUAUACAAGAGAAGAUUUUUGCUAAGGCAAGUUGGUUUAGAAAUAUACAGUUCAGAAGACAGUGCGGUGCCCCAUAUAUACUUGACAUUCCAGUGCGAAGAUGACAGAGACAGGAUAUUCAGGGUUUUGGAGGAAUCACCCAAUGCACAAUUUCAAACAAUGCAUGCUGAAGAAAUGAUCCUUCAGUGGCAGAAUGGAAUUGUAUCAAAUUAUGACUACCUGAUGUAUUUGAAUUGCCUUGCAGAUAGGAGUAAAAAUGAUCUCACUCAAUACCCAGUAUUUCCUUGGGUAAUAGCAGACUACAAGUCGGAAGUUCUAGACCUGAACAAGACUGAGACAUUCCGUGAUCUAUCCAAGCCCAUGGGGGCAUUGAACUCUGACCGGCUGGAGAGACUACAGGAGAGGUAUCAUGAGAUGUCUGAUCCAAAGUUUUUAUAUGGAUCACACUAUUCUGCUCCUGGAUUGGUGCUGUUUUAUUUAGUUCGUAAAUAUCCACAAUACAUGUUAUGUUUACAAAACGGAAGAUUUGACCAUCCAGAUAGAAUGUUUAAUUCUGUUAAAGAUGUUUAUAAUAAUUGUUUGAAGAAUAUGUCCGAUUUUAAGGAAUUAGUCCCAGAGUUCUACGAUACGGAUGCAAAAGGCGAUUUCUUAGUGAACAAAUACGAGAUUAAUUUCGGGGAGCGCCAUGACGGGAGCAAAGUGAGCGACGUAGCGCUCCCUCCCUGGGCCUCCUCCCCUGAGGACUUCGUGAACAAACUCAGAGAAGCAUUAGAGUCUGACUAUGUCUCCAGACAUCUGCAUCUCUGGAUCGAUCUCAUAUUCGGAUAUAAGCAGAGAGGUGAAGAGGCUAUCAAAGCUAACAACGUGUUCCAUCACGUCUGUUACGAGGGCUCAGUAGACCUCGAGCUCAUUUACGACAUGAACGAUAGACACGCCUUAGAAGUACAGAUCAUGGAGUUCGGACAAGUGCCAAAGCAGCUGUUUACCAAACCACACGUUAGAAAGAUCUCCCGUCAGGUCUCGAAACCUUUGUCCAACUCAGAAGAACCAAUUACUUAUAGAAUGGAAUGCCUUGAUACCAUAAGUUUGCACAAAGAAGCGGUUACCUGCGCCCUAAGGCAAGGGAGUCGAAUAAUUUCUGUAGGUAAAGAUGGUACGCUCAAAGUGUACGAUAUACAGCAGAAGAAACAAAUAAGAAGUAUUAUUUUGUGUGAUACGCCUCUGAGCCAGUGUGUGAUGGUUGAUGAGAAUAUCGUCGCUGUUGGUUCUUGGAACAAUGAGAUAUAUCUAUACGACGUUGAAUACGGCAGAGUGGUGGAAAGCUUCCGUGCUCACGACGAUUCCGUGAGCUGUCUAUUAUGGCUAGAGAAAGAGCGGUUGCUGAUAUCUGGCGGGUGGGACGGAGUGGUACGCGUGUGGGGUAAUGUUGGGAGGACGGGCCAGGCGCUCCGAGGGCUCAAAGCCGAGUUCGAUCACGAUGGAAACGUCACCUCUCUCACUUAUAGACGGAGGCGACACGAGAUCGACAUAAUAGCGACAACCACUGACGGGGAGGUGUUCGUGUGGGAGCUGAACAAUAAGGGUUUAGUGAACAAGAUGCAAGUCCACGAGAUACCAGUGACUGCCGCGCGCAUGUUACCGGCCGACCGACUGGUCACCAUCGCUGAUGACGGCCUCUGUGUCACCGAUCUGGCCGUCUUACAUUCUGUAUAUCAGAAACAGCUAUCGGAGCCAGCGUCGGCGGUGUGGUCGGCGGGAAGCGCGCUGUGGCUGGGCGGCGCGGCGGGCUCGCUGCGGCACUGGGACAUGCUCACAGUCACGCAGUUACUGCAGCACCAGGCGCACGAUGAUUUAAUCCAUAGCGUGUAUUUCGAUGAGGCUUCCACCACGCUGGUGACAGCAAGCAGAGACAAAACGACCAAACUGUGGCUCCUUACACCCACAUCCUGACGCACCAGUGUCUCCCUACAACCACGAAGUGGGAAAGAGAAGUUGGCGCAUCAUUUCGCUAAGAAAAAACAUUUGCCAACACACGGGAUAAAAGAGAAGUGCGGGGAAAGCAUACAUGAACAGCCUAAUCCGUCCCACUACUGCAGUAGUUCCCAACCUUUUUGGACUGGAGACCUCUUCGAUGUGGUUUUCAUUAGCAGCCAAGUUGCAAAGUAAACUGUGUCAAUUCAACAAUUAAAUCUUUAUUUCAUUCUAAGUUUGAAAUCUUUCAAGGGCCAUAUUUUAGCUCUCGUGGACCACCAGUGACCACAACCACCCCUAGUGGACCACUUAGUCGUUGGUGGUUGAGGACCACUGCACUAGUGCGCACAGGCAUCACCACAAUCCACCGGAAGGGGUAUGCAGUAUGUUGUACCAAACUGCGCUGUUCCACUGCGGGUUAUUACAGGUAUUUGGGCUUGGAGCCAACCCAUUCCCCACCUAAAGGUCUCGGACUUAACAACUAUGCUCUUCAAUAGGUGCCCUUCGAAGCACGGUCAGGAGUCAGGAACCCAAAAGGAAAGCUAUUCGAGCUACUCAUCCAAAAACUGACCGCUCCUGAUGUUGCUUUAAUUUGUUGAUCGGUGUGAAUUAACAAGUACAAAUGUCCUAAAGGCUCUUUCGUAAUUCGUAAACCCCUGUUCCCUUUUCGGUUGGAUUGUUCGUAACGUAACCACACCCCGGACACUUCAUAAAAAAACUCGUUUCACACAAACACUACAUUAACAUUAUCGUACACGCGCAUCUGUGUGUGUGACGACUGACGCCCGUACUAUUGAAGACUAAAGAAAGACGGAGGGGGGUGAGGUGAGGUAAACCUAGCUCGGCCACUGGUGGGGAGCGUUCUUUACGUAGUACUUCUUAUUCUAUGGUGUCCGUAACAUGAAUACGCCAACCUCUCUUAUUCCUUCGUGCCACCAGUAUUACACAAAUCAAUAUCAAAUUCUACACAUUUUUUUUUUAAUAUUUCACGACCGAAACGGUCACUAAAUUUGUGAUAUUAUUAAUUACUUAUUCUACUAAAAUGUAUUAUUUAGGUUUACAAAAUUGUAUUUUUAAGAUUAUUAUUAUUAU